AUGGACUACCUCUCCAAGAGAAACGACGCCCUCAACGUCAAUGGCAACACUGUCAACGGCAAGACCGUCGACAUUGCCAUCACCGUCCGCGGUUCUGAUUGGUACUGGACUGUCUGCGCUGUCAUGACUACUUGCACCUUCGUCUUCCUCGGUCUGGGCAUUACCAAGCCUCGCCAGCACCGUAUCUUCCACUACAUCACCGCUGCUAUCACUAUGGUUGCCGCUAUUGCUUACUUCUCCAUGGCUUCCAACCUCGGCUGGACCCCUAUCGAUGUUGAGUUCAUGCGCAGCGACCCCGUCGUUCGCGGUGUCAACCGUGAGAUCUUCUACGUCCGCUACAUCGACUGGUUCAUCACCACUCCUCUCCUCCUGAUGGAUCUCCUGUUGACAGCCGCCAUGCCUUGGCCCACUCUCCUCUUCGUCGUCUUGGUCGAUGAGGUUAUGAUUGUCACUGGUCUCGUUGGUGCUCUCGUCCGCAGCUCUUACAAGUGGGGUUACUUCGCCUUCGGCUGCGCUGCUCUCUUCUACGUCGUCUGGGUUCUUGUCUGGGAGGCUCGCCGUCACGCCAGCGCUCUCGGCAGCGAUGUUGGCAAGGUCUUCACCAUGUGCGGCUCGCUCACCACUUUCCUCUGGAUCUUGUACCCCGUUGCCUGGGGUCUCUGCGAGGGUGGCAACGUCAUCUCCCCUGACUCUGAGGCCAUCUUCUACGGUAUCCUCGACCUGUUCGCUAAGCCCGUCUUCGGUGCUCUCCUUAUCUGGGGUCACCGUGGCAUCGACCCUGCUCGCCUUGGUCUUUACAUCCACGACUACGACGAGAAGGACCCCGCUGUUAAGGACAAGGUCGGCGCUCCUGGCCCCAACGUCCACCCCAACACCAACAACAACAACACCGCUGCCGCUACUACCGACGGCCAGACCGCCGAGACUGUCUAA
Messenger RNA from Aureobasidium melanogenum CBS 110374, 933 nucleotides. RefSeq names its product family A G protein-coupled receptor-like protein. The transcript is spliced from 2 exons. The record is from RefSeq and is a predicted model, not a curated record. Gene Ontology annotation, biological process: monoatomic ion transport. Lineage: Eukaryota; Fungi; Ascomycota; Dothideomycetes; Dothideales; Saccotheciaceae. Gene Ontology annotation, molecular function: monoatomic ion channel activity. Gene Ontology annotation, cellular component: plasma membrane; endoplasmic reticulum. The coding region runs from base 1 to 933 and encodes 310 amino acids.